UUGUUUUGUUUUGCAUUAUUUCGUGAUUAUUUAUUUAUAUUUAUUCACAAUGUAUUUCAGUCAAAGAACUUUUCGGAAAACUAUCUUUAAGUUGAGUUAAUAUGAUAUAUUGCGUUAUUGAAACUAUAUAUUUAAUUGUUCUUAAUAACAAGAAAUCGAUUUUGGGAUUUAUACAGUAAAAAAUAAUAAUGGCUCGCAUAUCAAUGUGCAGAGUUUGUUUGACUGAGAAUGUAAGAAUGCAUGUGUUGACUGAUACUCCACUUCAGGGAGUAUAUGAAAAACUAACUAAUACAUCGCUAAUGUCGGAUGUGAAGCCAAUAACAAUAUGUUAUCUGUGCUAUUCUCAACUGAACAAGUGCUGGCAGUUUGUUGAGAAAUCAAUGAAAGCCAAUGAGCUGUUGACACAAAUUCUGGGUUCUGAUGUUGAACUAACAGAAAAAUCACUAACAACAAUUGACAGACAGUCCUACCAGUUUAUGUACAGACUGCAAGUUUCACCUGUAGAAUAUAUGAGUAUAGAUGCUGAAAAUAAUUUAACCAUGGUCAAGGAGGAACUUGGUAUAUCAUAUGAAAGGAAUGAAGAAGUUAUAAAAUGUGAAACAGUCAUAGAUUCUCCCGAAAAAUGCAAUUCACAAGACUCAGAGGAUGAUGUACCGUUACAUGAUAUUAGUACGAAGAAAAGAGACAGAAAUAGAUUAAGGAGUUCAAAAAUACUCGGCGAGACUGUAUGCAGAAGCAAGAAAGUGGAUGGUUCCUCUCUUAAAAUUGAGGAAUCAGAAUUAAAUGGAAAUAAAAGAAAGACUGAAAUGGGAGACUGUGGGGAUGAUGAAGAACAGACCAGUCAAGCGACAGAAUUAGAUAUGUUACAUACAGAUUCCGAAGAUGAACCUCUGUAUAAUAUCAGUAAUAACAAAGCAAAGAGACAAGUCCAGACAAGAAGUAAGAAAGGAACGGAACAGAACAGAAAAUUCAAAAGAGUAAACAAAAUGGAGGCGCGGGAAAUAAUUCUAACGAAAGAUCAGCAGUUACAAGAACUAAUGGAGCGUUCUAAGUCAUUAAACUUCUUAAAUUCACCGUACAAAUGUGAUCUGUGUUAUAAAGGAUUUGUUGAUCUGAGAGCGUAUGAAAACCAUAAAGAAAAACAUGACGAGCGGCGCGGCGGACACGAGUGCGGCGUGUGCCGGCUGCGCUACGGCAGCUCGCGUCAGCUGCGGGCGCACGCGGCCGCCUCACACGCGCGCCGGUACGCCUGCCACCGCUGCGACCACCGCGCACACACCGCUAAUCAAGCACGGGAACACGAGAAGUGGCACAAUGGAUACACGUAUGAAUGUCAACUGUGCAGCCAUAAAUUCAGGAAACCAACAUCGUAUUUAACACACAUGCGUAAAAGACACCCCACCGAGCACGUGUGCGUGACGUGCGGCGCCAGCUUUGUGGGUCGACAUGGACUUCUCAUGCACCAGAGCAAAACACACGGCUACAAGAAAAAUAUAUCAGAUAAGGCAGAUGAACCAGCCACCGACAGAUUUUGUGUGGAAUGCAACAUACAGUUUGCUAGUGUUGAAGCGUGGAAGUGGCACGUAUUGAGUUCAGUGAAACACAAGCUAACAGGCGAGAACAGUGCUGUGUGUGGUAUUUGCGAUACCAAGGUGUCUGCUGCGGACACGCGAGCUCAUCUCCGGCGUCAUCUCCCCGCGCAGCCUCCGCCCCCCGCGCCCCGCGCACGUCUCUCCUGCGAACAGUGUGGUGGAAAUUUCGUGAACCGAUCAAAACUGCAAGCGCAUAUUAAAAGGGUUCAUCUCGGACUGAAGUACAAUAAGAAUAUUGUGUGCGAAGUUUGCGGCAAGAAAUGUACCUCGAAUGCCUCACUGCGCUAUCACCAGCGCACACAUACGGGCGAGAAGCCCUACUCGUGCGCGACAUGUUCGAAGAGGUUCUCUGAUAACAACCAACUGCGGAUACACACGAGGACUCAUACCGGCGAGCGGCCGUACUGCUGCGCCGCCUGCGGGAAGAGGUUCAGCCAGAAGCCUGCACUCAACAGGCACUAUAGGGUACACACGGGGGCGAAGCCCUACGAAUGUCAGUUUUGCUCUAAAACCUUCAGUCAGUCCAACUCUCUAAAACUCCACGUGAGGACAGUCCAUUUGAAAAUGCCGCCUAACAAUAAACGAAAUAAGGUUCAAAAUCAAGAAGACGCAGAGAAGAAAACUGAGGAAGUCACAGUACAAGCCUUGUGAAUAUUUAUUAAGAAAUAAAGAUUUUUUUACA
Messenger RNA from Achroia grisella, 2274 nucleotides. RefSeq names its product zinc finger protein 658B-like. Lineage: Eukaryota; Metazoa; Arthropoda; Insecta; Lepidoptera; Pyralidae. The record is from RefSeq and is a predicted model, not a curated record. Gene Ontology annotation, biological process: regulation of transcription by RNA polymerase II. Gene Ontology annotation, cellular component: nucleus. The transcript has 14 exons. Gene Ontology annotation, molecular function: zinc ion binding; DNA-binding transcription factor activity; RNA polymerase II cis-regulatory region sequence-specific DNA binding. The coding region runs from base 189 to 2243 and encodes 684 amino acids.